CAACAUGCGGAGAACACACAAGUGAUCAAUACGGUGAAAAUGAAGGCAACAUGAAAACCAUCUGCAGAGUGUCGUGUUGCGGAGGAAAGAAUACUAAUACCUCCUACUUGGUCACUGCGUUUCUAAUCAAUGACAAUAUCACUGUACAUUUUGGAUCGAAGUUUCUAGCAUUGGAUGAUUAACAAAUACUUGCGCGGAUCGUGCCAGUCAGAAAAAACGAAAAAAUGUCAAUGUCUCCCUCAAACUGGCUAGCGUGGAUCCCGGUGUGGCUGCCAUUUGACUCCAACCCUUUUGAUUGUGUAUUGCAAGGUCUGGUUGGUGCAUGUGGAAUCUCAGUGUUCUAUAAUCUCAUGAGAGUUCACCUACUCCUUCAGUCAAUCAGUGGUUCUGAAUGUAAUGGGGACAGUAAAGACAAGGAAAGGUCAGAGUCUUCGCCUGCAGCAGGGAACAAGCCAUUGGGGGGACAUGGGUUGGGUAGUGUGCUGCAGUUUUGGUUCCUGACUGGCCUCCUGUCUCUGGUCGGCCCCCGGGUCUCCUCCCUAGUGGUCCUGGAGUUCUCCCUCAGGGCUGUCGCUGCCUGGAUCACCGCAGGACCGGAUGUUCUCCCAGGCAGCACCAAGCUCAUGCUGGUCCAGUGCCAGUUUUCUCUGGGCUGUGCUCUGAGCUGCAGUCUCCACUUCCUCCAGGAGGGGGCUCCCCAUCGCUCCCUCAGCCUCCUGCUGGCGGCUGGCCUCAGCUGGCUGCUGGCGGGUCACUGCCACCUUCUCUGGGGCCACGUCUCCAGGCUCUACCACCUACACAGCUCCCAGCGCUACUGUGGGGUCUGCAUCACCCUCCUGAACUCCGGCCACUCCCUGCUCCCCUCGCUGCAGAGAGCUGUGCUCCUGGCCUUUGCCGUGGCCGGCGUGGCCGGCCUCGCCACCGUGCACCACCACUUCCUGUCCGAGGCGGAGUCUCUGAGGUUCUGGACACCACUGACCAUCUGCUACACCCUGUUGGUGGUUUACGUCCAAGAGGAGCAGAAUCGACGCCCUGGUAGUGAGGCCUUGCUGCAGACUGUGGCUUUGCGUCUGGGAGCCCUGCUGGUGCUCAUGCUGAUGGUGGGCCGCUGGACCGACAUGCUCCACAUCCUCAUCACCUUCCUGGGGGAAUUUGUCUGUCUGUUGCCUUCUCAGGACCUCCUCCGAGCCCUGCCCCAGGUGGAAGCAGAAGAAGACAUUCCCAGCAGAUCUGCCCGGCACUCCAGCAGCACAUAGCAGCAGCACAUGUCCCCAAUGAGAAGCCUGUGCUCCAUGUCAUCAGACAGAGACACACAGAGAGUCUAUCAGGCUGCAGAAUACCACAACACAGACCAGUCCCUGUUUCACUCUACCUCAGAUAGAGAAAAAUAACUCGUACUUCAAAUACAGCCAUCUACUGGCCUGUCUCACUCAGUGAUAUGUUGAAAUUCAAUACUGUCCCCAUUUACGCAGACAUAUUAAGCUUUGAUACUGUUUUGUCCCAUAGAUGUACACCAUUUUUGUCAUAAAUCAUAGCAAUGUUAAAAUAUGAAUUGUUGUUUAUGACCUUGUUAUGACACUGUGUGGUUUGGACCAGUGAAGGGAGACCUAAACCUGCUUACACAAGGGUA
Messenger RNA from Salmo salar (Atlantic salmon), 1630 nucleotides. Its product is annotated as transmembrane protein 82. NCBI's taxonomy places the organism in Eukaryota, Metazoa, Chordata, Actinopteri, Salmoniformes, Salmonidae. The record is from RefSeq and is a predicted model, not a curated record.